This is a messenger RNA of Elephantulus edwardii (Cape elephant shrew), 987 nucleotides long. Its product is annotated as zinc finger protein 493-like. The record is from RefSeq and is a predicted model, not a curated record. Bases 1 to 987 code for a protein of 328 amino acids. Gene Ontology annotation, biological process: negative regulation of transcription by RNA polymerase II; regulation of immune system process; regulation of cytokine production. NCBI's taxonomy places the organism in Eukaryota, Metazoa, Chordata, Mammalia, Macroscelidea, Macroscelididae. The transcript is spliced from 5 exons.
AUGGUAAAACUGUGUGGCAAAGAAAAUCUACAUAAACUCAAAGAGAACUAUUGGAGUCACCUCACGUUACAUAGAAGAAUUCACACUGGAGAGACACCUUAUGAAUGUCAGGAAUGUGGGAAAGCUUUUUCAGAUUCUGGUGCCUUAACUGUACAUAGAAGAGUCCACACAGGAGAGAGACCUUACGAAUGUCAGGACUGUGGGAAAACAUUUUCUCGAUCAGGUGCCCUCACUGUACAUAGACGAGUCCACACAGGAGAGAGACCUUACGAAUGUCAGGAAUGUGGAAAAAGUUUUUCAGAUUCUCGUACCCUCGCUGUACAUAGAAGAGUCCACACAGGAGAGAGACCUUACGAAUGUAAGGAAUGUGGGAAAGCUUUUUCAGUUUCAGGUGCCCUUGCUGUACAUAGAAGACUCCACACAGGAGAGAGACCUUACAAAUGUCAGGACUGUGGAAAAACAUUUUCUCGAUCAGGUACGCUCACUCUACAUAGAAGAGUCCACACAGGAGAGAGACCUAACAAAUGUCAGGACUGUGGAAAAACAUUUUCACAGUCAAGUCACCUCACAUUACAUAGAAGAAUUCACACUGGAGAGAGACCUUAUGAAUGUCAGGAAUGUGGAAAAGCUUUUUCAGUUUUUGGUGCCCUCACUGUACAUAGAAGAGUCCACACAGGAGAGAGACCUUACCAAUGUCAGGAAUGUGGGAAAGCUUUUUCAGAUUCACGUACUCUCACUGUGACCGCUAAUGCCCCUCCUGAGUAUGAGGAGGCCACUCCUGCGGCCCGAUUGUGUCCAGAGCUCCAGGCCUUGCGGGAGCUUCCGCCACUUCCCGCCCCCGCGGCCUGUGCUGCCCAGUGGCCAGAGCGGCCUACUCGCAUCUCGGAGUAUCCGUGGGCCUGGAGGUCUCUUCUGCCCGGCUGUCGCCCAGACUCUACGUGUGUCUCGGCCUCAGCCCGCGGGCUUGCCCGCUCGGCCGUGGAGUGA